UGAACACAAUGACCAAAACCCCCCUCCAUUAUCAAUAAAGCUUCCUACACACCGAAUCCUCGGGUAAAGAGACCCAAAAUCUCUCUCUCCUCCUUCCCUUUGAUAAUGAACCCCAAAAGCCCAUUAUUAGGAUGAUUAUAAACCAAAGCGCACACAGUUAGGCACAGUGCUUUUAGUCUUAAUCUUUGCUUUUUAGCCAAGCGAACAACCGAGAAACACAAGUGCUGUUAAGGGAACAAUGUUGUACAUGAACCACAUUGUGUUGUUGUUCCUCCUAACCUCUUCUUCUCCCCUUGCUAUAUCCACAUUCAACCUCACAUUUCCCGUUCCACAUCCCAACCCCAAUGAAGUCGCUCAAGAUGUUCAAAGGAGAGUGAAUACUUCAGUUUCAAGAAGGCAAGCCCUGCAAAACGAUGAGUCGGCUUGCCUUACAGGGAACCCCAUAGAUGACUGCUGGAAAUGUGACCCUGACUGGCCCAACAACCGCCAGCGGCUAGCCGAUUGCGCCAUCGGGUUCGGGCAGUACGCGUUGGGAGGGAAAGGAGGUGAGUAUUACAUCGUGACGGAUUCAUCGGAUGACGACGCGGUGACUCCGAAGCCUGGAACACUUAGAUAUGCGGUGAUUCAAGAAGAGCCGUUGUGGAUUGUUUUCCCGGGUAAUAUGCACAUCAAGCUCAAGCAGGAGCUUAUAUUUAACAGCUACAAGACGUUGGAUGGGCGUGGGGCUAAUGUGCACAUCACUGGCGGUGGUUGCAUUACUUUGCAGUAUAUCAGCAACGUCAUUAUCCACAAUAUCCACAUUCACCAUUGUUAUCAGUCAGGUGAGGCAAAUGUGAGGUCAAGUCCAACGCACUAUGGGUGGAGAACAGAAUCAGACGGUGAUGGGAUCUCAAUCUUCGGAUCAAAGGACCUGUGGAUAGACCAUUGCUCUUUAUCACACUGCAAAGAUGGGUUGAUUGAUGCCGUGAUGGGAUCAACGGGAAUCACAAUAUCAAACAACUUCUUCUCCCACCACAAUGAGGUGAUGCUGUUAGGUCACAGUGAUGACUAUGAGCCUGACUCAGGGAUGCAGGUCACCAUUGCCUUCAACCACUUUGGUGAAAAACUGGUUCAGAGAAUGCCGAGGUGCAGGCGAGGCUACAUCCAUGUGGUCAACAAUGAUUUCACUCAGUGGGAGAUGUAUGCCAUUGGCGGUAGUGGAAACCCCACCAUUAAUAGCCAAGGGAAUCGUUACACUGCCCCUACUAACCGUAACGCCAAAGAGGUAACAAAGAGAGUGGAUACAGCUGAUGGAGAUUGGAAAGGCUGGAAUUGGAGAUCAGAGGGAGAUGUGAUGGUAAAUGGGGCCUUCUUUGUUGCAUCAGGUGCAGGUGCUGAGUUCAGGUAUGAGAAAGCCUACAGCGUUGAGCCUAAAUCGGCUGUCCUCAUUGACCAACUCACUAUGCACUCUGGUGUUCUUGGAGCUGGUGGCAGGGACAAUAACUUGGGGAAGUGGAGCAGCGGAGCCAACGGUGGUGGAAUCGGUUUCGACUCUGGUGACGACGAUGACGACUAUUCGGAUGACAUGUCGGGAAGCAACAUGCCAUUGUUAUCUGCAGUUUUCUCUCUUUUCAUAGCAAUGUCAAGUUUUUUGUUCUUGUAUUUUAAGCCUCCACCCAUGUUAUGACAAACAGAACAAGUUAAUGACUUUGUUUCGAUUUCAAUUGUAACCAGCUUUCAAAGAAAAAUGGCUGGACUUUGAUUAUCUGAAUUCAGCGA
Hibiscus syriacus is the source of this 1758-nucleotide messenger RNA. RefSeq names its product probable pectate lyase 12. Gene Ontology annotation, molecular function: pectate lyase activity. The coding region runs from base 239 to 1666 and encodes 475 amino acids. The transcript is spliced from 5 exons. Lineage: Eukaryota; Viridiplantae; Streptophyta; Magnoliopsida; Malvales; Malvaceae. The record is from RefSeq and is a predicted model, not a curated record.